AUGGCAUCAAUUGGAAAGGGCAGGUUAGAAAUGAUGUUAGGAUUUGUAACGGACAAAGAGUUCUUAAGUCCAACGCUGAAAAAUGUUCUUGCCUCCCUCACUCCAGCACGUGAAAAGCUUGCAACAAUUAUUGCAUCUUCGGAAUCAGCGGUUAAAAAGCGCAUCAGCUUCGACAAUCAACAAUCCUCCACCUCAGGAAGCAUCAUCCCAUUUACCCAGAUUCUUGAAUCAUCCACCCAACAAACUCAUCAAACCAAUAGAUUGAUUGAGAAAUAUAUGAAUGAAGGUUGCAAAUUUGGGUUUAAUGUAGGUGUCACCGUCGAUGCGUCCAUAAUUGAAUUUCGUGGGCACAAGAGGAUUAACCUCAAGGCUAAUUAA
Striga asiatica is the source of this 378-nucleotide messenger RNA. Lineage: Eukaryota; Viridiplantae; Streptophyta; Magnoliopsida; Lamiales; Orobanchaceae. The record is from the annotation of a GenBank genome assembly.